Messenger RNA from Trichoderma gamsii, 714 nucleotides. RefSeq lists its product as hypothetical. Bases 1 to 714 code for a protein of 237 amino acids. The record is from RefSeq and is a predicted model, not a curated record. Gene Ontology annotation, molecular function: acyltransferase activity, transferring groups other than amino-acyl groups. The transcript has 2 exons. Lineage: Eukaryota; Fungi; Ascomycota; Sordariomycetes; Hypocreales; Hypocreaceae.
AUGUCUGAUAUUCAGAUCCGCGAAGCGAGUUACGCGGAACUGCCUAGGAUUGCUCACAUCUUGGCAAAGGCAUUUUGGGAAGACAACUUGUUUGGUCAGCUCAUACAUCCUCAUCGAAAUGAGUAUCCUGACGAUGUAGACUUGUACUGGCUGAGGCGAGCACGCGUCAACUUCUGGGAUCCCCGUCGACGAUGGCUCGUUGCUAUAGAAAAGGACAAGAGCGGUCAAGAGACUAUUGUCGGCAUUGCGCAAUGGGAACGGUUGGGAGACGGGGGCAAGAAACUCGAGCGCUGGACUUUGGAUCCUCGAAAUAUUUCCAAGCCGUUAUCCUCAGCUGCCAUGAAGAUUCAUGCUCUAGUCUGGCCCAACCGUGCAAGUGACCCAGGGGUAGAAGAUAUUAUAGAAAGGUCCUACCCUCACUUUGACAGUAUUUGGAGCGGCAAGCGUGCUGAAUCGUGGUAUCUCGAAGCACUGGCUGUAGAUCCAGAUUACCAAGGCAAAAAUAUAGGUCGGAGACUCGUACAAUGGGGGCUUGAGCUGGCUGAAGCAGACGGAGUCUGCGCGUCGGUGGUCAGUGCCUUUGGAAAAGAUGAGUUUUAUAGGAAAUGCGGGUUUGAUGAGCAAUAUGGCAACGCCGGACAAGGCGACGGGAAUCCUUUGGCGGGUAUCGAUGGAGCUAAUAUAUUUUGGAAAUGGCCCAAGUCUAGCUCUUAA